Chelmon rostratus (copperband butterflyfish) is the source of this 3540-nucleotide messenger RNA. RefSeq names its product leucine-rich repeats and WD repeat domain containing 1 (gene lrwd1). Gene Ontology annotation, molecular function: chromatin binding; protein binding. Lineage: Eukaryota; Metazoa; Chordata; Actinopteri; Chaetodontiformes; Chaetodontidae. The transcript has 16 exons. Gene Ontology annotation, biological process: establishment of protein localization to chromatin; chromatin organization. The record is from RefSeq and is a predicted model, not a curated record. The coding region runs from base 51 to 2219 and encodes 722 amino acids. Gene Ontology annotation, cellular component: nuclear origin of replication recognition complex.
AGCUCGGUUUCUGCGUUAGUUCUACGAGUUCUCUGAAGAGUCGAUAAUCAAUGGAGAAAAUAACUGAGAAACUUUUACUGGAGAAAUGCUCUCCAAAAACCAACAAACUGGAGCAAAUCAAGACACUGAAUCUAUCUAGACUGGGACUGAAGCUCCAGGAUCUGCCAGUCAGGCUGCUCUCCCGGCUCCGGUCCUUGGAGCGGUGGGAUCUGUCUGGGAACAGACUGCAGGAGUUGCCCAAAAACCUGGAGCUGCCUGCGCUUCGCUACCUGGACCUCAGCGACAACCAGAUGGAGGAUGUUACAACUCUGGAGUCUCUGAGCUGUCUGGAAGAGCUCAAGAUGGAGGACAACCUUUAUAUCACUGUGAGUGAUAAUUACAAGUUGAUGGUGUUGUUGCCCAACCUGAGGAUUUACAACGGUAAAGACAUCACUACUACUGCCAACCACCUGCGCUACGUCUACAGCGAGAACCUGAGGACCAGGAUAAUCGCAGUUUGGGAGAAGAGCUUCUGUCUCCCGGAUCCCAUCACGGCAGAGAAAAUGUCCACCUUGGAGACAGAUUUUGUCAACACUGCCCGUCAGCAGGUUAAAUUUGGACCCAGCUCGGUCAGUGACUUCACUAAAUGGAGGGUGGAGAUUAUAGCCAAGGAUUAUUUGUGCUCUCUGACGGAUCCAAAGGAAGAACCGGAGAGCACGGAGUCCGCUGACACCAAAGAGAACUGCGAGGCCUCCAGGUCUACCAAGAGGAAACAAACUGCAUCAGAAAUGGACAGCAUAAGCCUGACGCCUCGCAAAAAGCUGCGCGCAGAUCUCCCAGCAUCCCCGGCCGAAGACAGUCCCCGGAAACCCAGCCUCCGCCUCAAACCUCAGACGCCAACCCAGACCAACACCGUCAGGAUGAGCCCCCGCAAGGCAGGCCCACCACCCUCCGCCCCCGCCAGAGGACAGGCGAGGGCAGAGACACCCAGGGGAGGCUCGAAAGUGCGACAAAGCAAAGAGGAUGGAGCUGUGACAAAGAGCUGCACCAAGACACAGGCGAUGCGUCUGAAGCCUCUCCACAUCCUCCAGUGCCACAGUAAACAGGACAGCUCGGAGGACUUCUCCACCCAGCUGUGGGCCUGUGCUUUCCAGCCGCUGCCAGAUUCCACUGGUGCUGGUGGAGGAAGCCGGUUGGUUGCCACCUGUGGGGGAGACUCUCUCUGUGUGAUUGACUGUGAAACUGGGAUGGUGAUGAAGAAGUACAAAGUUCCCGGAGAGGAGUUCUUCUCCCUGGCCUGGUCCACAGUGUUGAUGUCCAGAGGAGGAAAGGCCUCGGCUCAGCACUGCAGCAUCCUGGCGGCCGGCGGGAAGAGAGGACUGGUCAAACUGAUCCACCCCAGAAACAACGUGGCCUACGGAGAGUUCAGAGCGAGCCGCAAGUCGCUGUCUGUCCUCCGCUUCAACCACCAACAGGGAAACUUCCUCUUCACGGGAUCAUACGAUAAUAAGAUCGUGAUGUGGGACAUCGGUGGAGUCGACAGCCAGUACAACUUCAAAGUUGUUCAGCUGCUGGCGUUGGAGCUCGGCGCCACCCCUCUGCACAUCUGCCUCCCUCCCAGCGCCCCCAGUGCACACCUUCUGACCGCCUGUGAGGACGGCCUGCACUGCUACAACACGCAGCUCGGCACCAGCGCCGCCGCAAAGAGUAGGUCGAAGGAAAUGGAAAUAACUUUCCCCAUCUAUAAGAAGGAAGACAAAGACCAUGACUACCACACCAUCGAUGGCCUGAGUUUCCUUACAGAUGACAUUGUGGCCUCCAAGAACUACUUGCACGGUUCCAUUUACUUGUGGAGCUGGAGCAGGACCAAAGCUCAGCGGCCCGACAAGAAGAGCAGAGCGGUGUGCGCUGUGGUUCUGGCUGAGCUGCAGUGGACCAACACUGAGAUUCCCUACCUGGCUCUCAACACCUGUCCUGGCCAAGCCUACAUAGUGUGUGGCGAUGACAGAGGCAGGCUAUGGACGUACCACGUCACCGACCUGCAGAAGAACACGUUUCAGAGCGGGAAGCCCAUACAGCCCACUGAGGUGUUGGAGUGGCCGACCCCGGAGAGGAAGGGCCUCGGUCGGGUGGAGGGACCCUCCAUCAACAGUGUGGCGAUGGACCCGGAGCUCCGCUACCUGGUGGCUCUUAGUGACAAAAACAUGGUGAUAGUGUGGAGGAGAGAAGAUUCUUCGUGAGCAUCACGGGCAGCGUGACGUGACUCGUGAAUGGAAGUCGUACUGGUCUCUGUACUGGGAGAGAAAAACUGAUUACCUUUUACCAAAUGUUGGUAUUUGUGAGGUAAGAGAUCAGGUGAGGUCUUGAAAGAUGACCUCAUUUUACAUGUGAGAGUAAACCUUCAUACAGGUUGUGUCUCAGCCAGUGGAGACAGACUGCAGAGAUCCUGCCGGCGUUAAGCUUGACUGAAGCAGCGCAACAAGAGUAUUCUUCUCUUUUACAUGAUAAUUUACGGCAGAAAAUGGAAUUUUGCAGAAUUUUAUACUGAUAUACUUGACGUUGCUUCUGUUGGGAAUGUGAAGAGAGCUGACAUGGUGCCAGUCUCACCAAUGAAAGGUUAAUUAUUCAAUGUGAUGACAUAAUCAGACCAUAACAGCUCUCUUUGAGUCGACACAGUUACAGUAAUGCUGUAGUUUUCCUCAGGUAGUUCUUUUUAUCUCGUUUUAUUUUCUCUUUACUUAUUUAUAAUGCCACCUGUAUUGUAAUAAAUCAGACUUUUUUCAGUUUGACUACAUUACAAAGCCUCCGGCAGAAGCAAAACAUGUAUCUUAAUCUUAAUUAUAUUUCAUUCACACCUGAUUAUAUCCAACGUUACAUGUUUAUUGGAGCAUCUAAAAGAAAAGGUCAUGUGAUAUAUUUACCGAAGUUAAUAUGUGUAACUUAUUCAAUCCAUAGUUUUCAGUCACAUUCCAUUGGACAGUCAAUAUAAUUAGCUUUAUUUUCUGUUGGUUUUCUUUUUGAUUGUUGAAAAUGUUAUUUCAUGUCAUGAACUUAAGUGUUUUUACCUCAUGUAGCUGUGAGUAUUAGAACAGACUUCAUAUUGUAAAACAACCAUCUGCUGGCGACUUCUGAGUCAAACACCUCUGGAGCUCUUUUAAAUGAUUUGUAGGCUGAAGCCAGUUACUAUGACUUUAAUUUUUCAUUCCUAGAAUACUUUUUGAAAGCCAACCCUGAGCGGCAGGCAUGCAGGUACAGAUGUUUGAUGAUAUCGGCUUCAAAACAACUGGAGUGAAGCGUUAAAAAGGCUGAUUUUCCCUUCAGACAUUUAGUCGAGACCGGGCUGAGAAACUGAACGACCACGUCCGUGUCGCUAUCUAGUUUUGCACUAGAUGCUUCACAAGCCAUUCAUAUCUCAUAAUGAAUAGAAAAUGAUGAUUAUCAAAACUAAAUGUAGGCUGUGGCUCACAUAUCAAGUCCAGCUCAAAAUCUGAUUCCUGCUCAGUGUUAAGUUUUAAAUUAGGAGCUGAUCAUCAGCUUGAAAGUCAAUGAAACACUUUUAUA